AUGAAGGCUGUCCUCCUGACCCUGCUGGCCUCUGUCUUGGCCCUGCAGCCAGGCGCGGCCCUGCAGUGCUACUCCUGCAAGACCCAGGUGAGCAACACGCACUGCCGGCACGUGCAGAACUGCACCCAGAACGAGACCCAGUGCUGGACCGAGCGCAUCCGUGCUAUUGGCUUCCUGACCAUCAUCAGCAAGGGCUGCAGCUCGCACUGCGUGGAAGACUGGCAGGACUACUACCUGGGCAAGAAGAACAUCACGUGCUGCUCCACGGACCUGUGCAACGCCAGCGGGGCGCAUGCCCUGCAGCCAGCCAUAGCCACCCUCGUGCUGCUCGUCGCACUUGGUGGCCUGCUGCUUUGGGGCCCAGAUCAGUUGUCGCCUCCAGGAGGGCCCCGCUGCCGCCCAAACCAGGGUGCCCCAUCACACCUCCUGGGGCUCCUUCUGGGGCAAUUCUAUGCCCAUGUCAGCAUCCUGUGCAUGUGGAGCUCAGGGGCCUACGGGAGCGUGCUGCCCACCUUACUUCUCUCAUUCCUGGAAAAGCCCUUCUGA
This is a messenger RNA of Cynocephalus volans (Philippine flying lemur), 546 nucleotides long. It is a transcript of the gene PSCA, whose product is annotated as prostate stem cell antigen. The transcript is spliced from 4 exons. Lineage: Eukaryota; Metazoa; Chordata; Mammalia; Dermoptera; Cynocephalidae. Gene Ontology annotation, cellular component: plasma membrane. The coding region runs from base 1 to 546 and encodes 181 amino acids. The record is from RefSeq and is a predicted model, not a curated record.